Messenger RNA from Alosa alosa (allis shad), 4728 nucleotides. RefSeq names its product gem (nuclear organelle) associated protein 5 (gene gemin5). The transcript has 28 exons. Gene Ontology annotation, molecular function: protein binding. NCBI's taxonomy places the organism in Eukaryota, Metazoa, Chordata, Actinopteri, Clupeiformes, Clupeidae. Bases 98 to 4594 code for a protein of 1498 amino acids. The record is from RefSeq and is a predicted model, not a curated record.
UUGAAUUGUCGCGGCGGCAUGUGCUGUAUAUGAGGUCUACUGUAUAGUUGCUAGAAUUCGCACUUGAGUUAAUAGAUUUAUAACAUAUAUUUUCAGGAUGCACGAGAGACUUCUGCCAGCCUCUCCGAACUGGUACUGUUCGCGAUGUAGUGACACUAACGCUAAUGGAAUACUUGGGUUCGGAGCAAGAAACUCAAUAUACUUAGUGCAAGUGACAGCAACAUCACCAAUUAUAUUGGGAGAAUUAGCUGGUCAUAAGGAGAGAGUGUCAGGCUUUGUUUUCAGUCCACACCCCGGAGAAGAGAGCACUUGUGCCAGUACCUCUGAUGACAGGACUGUAAAAAUCUGGGACAUUGAGAAGAAGGUCGUGAUUUCAGAGCAUAGCGCCCAUGAACACACGAUCACAGCGCUGGACUGGUCGCGGCAGGAGAGGACCCUGGUGGUGACGGGUGAUGAGAAGGGGGUGGUCAUGUGCUUCUGGCACAACACCAUCAACAUCCACAGCUUCAUGCCACAGCCCCGCGCCAUCUUCUGCCUGACCUGCUCGCCCCACAACGAUAACCACGUCGCCAUCGGGUACAAAGACGGGCUGGUGGCUGUGAUUGACAUCAGCAAAAAAGGCGCUAUGCUCCAUCGGCUCCGGGGGCACGACGAUGAAAUCCAUGCCCUGGUCUGGUGUCCCCGGCCUGGGGAGGAGGGCCUGUACAGCCGGCCGGAGGAUGGGGGAGACGCUGGAGGUGCAGUGGUGGCUGAGGCAGGUGAUGCUGGCUGCUACCUGGCCUCAGGUAGUAAAGACCAGACCGUGCGAAUCUGGAGCACAGCCAAGGGCAAAGCCGUCGUGACCUUGAAGCUGCCCUUCCUGAAGAGGCGGGGAGCGACGGUGGACCCUGGCGUGAAGGAGAGGAUCUGGCUGACCGUCCACUGGCCCAAGGGCAUGCCUACUCAUGUGGUGUCCAGCUGCUUUGGAGGGGAGCUGGUGUUGUGGGACCUCACCAAAUCGGACAAGCAGAGGUGGACUCUACUGGGCUCGUCAGCAGACGGUCAGAACCAUAGCCGGAUCAUCUUCAACCUGUCCUCCACCGUGGUGGACGGCACCGAGUUCCUGAUCAGCACCUCCAUGGACAGAGAGAUAAAGUGCUGGAGCCUGUCGACGCUGGAGUGCAGCUGGUCCCUCCCCACCCUGGGGGGGUUUGUGUACGCGCUCAGCUUCUCGCCGGUGGCCUCGGGCCUACUGGCCGUGGGGGUUGGGGACAACAUGAUCCGUGUGUGGAACACCCUCUCUCUGCAGAGGAAGUACGACACACGGCUCUUCUGGCAGGGCAUCAGGUCCAAAGUGACCGCGCUUGCCUGGCAUCCCUCUAAGGAAGCUCAUCUGGCCUUUGGAACAGACGAUGGAAAAGUGGGUGUUUACGACGUUUUCUCAAACAAACCACCCCAGAGCUCCAGCACGUACCACAAGAAGACUGUGUACACGCUGGCCUGGGGGCCACCCAUCCCUCCGCUCAGUUUCGGUGGUGGUGAUAAGCCCUCGAACAGCCUGUACAGCUGUGGAGGGGAGGGGGUCAUAUUCCAGCACGACCCCUGGAAGCUCUCAGGAGACGCCUCCAACAUAGACAAGCUCAUCUGCGACACCAACCAGAUCAAGCACAAACUAUCACCUCAUACCGAUUUCAGCUGGAAGCCAGAUGGGAAAGUACUGGCCAUUGGGAAUGAGGAUGGCUCUAUCGGGGUGUUUGCGGCGCCCAGUCUGAAGCAGCUGUGCAGUGUGGAGCAGCAUCACAAGAUCAUCAACACCCUGCGCUGGCACCACGCCCACGGCUCCUCCCCCGACCUGCACGCCCUGCUGGCGUCCGGCUCCAGCAACGCCGUCGUCUAUGUGCACAACCUCCGCAACGCCAUCGAGAGCCCGAGUGAGAGCCCAGUGUCCAUUACAGAGGCCUUCAGGAGUCUGGAGGGCCACACCGCUAAGAUCACCAGCCUGGACUGGAGCCCUCACCACGACGCACGCCUGGUCACCGUGUGCUAUGACGGCACCGCACAGGUCUGGGACGUGAUGAAGGAUGAGCCAGUGAGUAACUACCGGGGCCAUAGAGGUCGCCUGCUGUGUGUCCAGUGGUCGUCCGUGGACCCCGAGCUGGUGUGGACUGGAGGAGACGACUUCACCGCCCACGAGUGGAGAGUGUCCAAACAGGAACACACCAAACCCCCGAAAGGGAAGCGAGCUCAGCAGUUCAAGGCCAAGCUGAAGAAGAAGAAGAAAGGAACAGGAAAGGGGAUGAGGAUCGAGGACAACGAGGAGGAGAGAGGAGGGGGAGGAGAGGAGGAGGAGGAGAAAGGGAUUAAGACCACUACAGUAGUCGCGAAGGUGGAGAGGAAGGAAUCGGCGAUCGGCCCGUCCAGCAACGGGGAGGCGGAGGAUGAGGAGGAGGAGAGGGGCAGUGUGAGCACCCCGCUGACCCCAGCGGUCCCAGAGUGGCGCCGAGGCUCCAGCCAGGCGUAUGCGUCGACCUUCAUCACCCCCGACAGGCUGCAGAACGGAGAGAAGGCCGCAGGGCCCACCAGGAUGGACGACAAGAGGAAGGACAAGCCAGAGUCGUCUUUGAAGAGAAAGAAACAGCGCUCACUGUUACCUCUAAGCACCUCCAUGGAUCACAGACCAAAAGAUGACCUGCUCAGGGACUGUGUUACUCUAGCCUCAUGUAGACACGCAAGAGAUGAGGUUGCCCAUUGUGUGCCUGGCUCAGGGGAGCACAUCCAGUUCGGCCUCUUCUCAGACAGGGAGGCCCUGCACAGGAUGCUUGAUGAGGAAGAGAGGGGCCAUUUGGAGGGAGGCCACUAUGAGUCCAUGUUUAAUCUGCGGCUGUGGAGGGGACAGGAGGCGGAGGCCCUGAAGCUGGCCAUGGAGAAGGGCGAGCUCAACGAUUACCUCAUCUCUCUGGCUCCCAUGGCGGGCUUCCGCGUGUGGUAUGAGGCGGUGGAGGCGUACGUGAAGCAGCUGAGCCGUCAGGACCAGCACCUGAAGGCUGCCGCUUACCUGCUCUCCAUUGGCAAGUUCUACGAUGCCAUCAGCCUUCUCAAAACUCACCACUUCUAUAGGGAGGCCAUAGCCAUGGCCAAAGCAAGGCUGAGGCUAGACGAUCCUGUCCUGGUGGACCUCUACAUGGUCUGGGCCGAGCAGCUGGAAAAGGAUGGGCACUACACUGCAGGAGCCAAAUGUUAUUUAGCCGUGGGUCGUGACUUUGAUGCGGCGAAGAUCAUCGGGCGAAAGGGUGACGUGGCGUCUCUGCGGGCGGCAGCCGUACUGGCCCGGGUCAGCGGGCACCGGGAGCUGUCGCGUUCGUUCUCCCUGAGGUGCGCCAAGGACCUGGCGGCGGCACAGGACUGGCGAGGGGCACAGGAAGUGCUCCUGGACGAGAGCCUGCUCACGCACUGUCUGCUGUUCAGCGUCAAUGAGAUGCUGGUGAUGCGGCUCUCGCAGGUGGGCGUGGUCACCUGGGCCUCUGCCUCCACACACGAUUGGUCCGCUCCCUGUGCCGAUGAAUUCCUGACGGCGGUGGAGGGCGUGUGGCAGCGGGAGUUUGGCGUGUCCACCAGCACCCCUGACCGCCUCCGGGCAGCCCAGGAGGAACUGGCCGGGAUGGAGAACCCCUCGACCACUGCCAACGUCCCCCUCAAACAGCUCCUGUCCCAGGUGGCGUUGGAUGUGGCCCAGGGCGUGCUGAGCUGGCGUCUGGGUGGCGGCGCCGGCGCUCUAGAGCAUUUCCUGCACGCUGUGGUCCGCGGCUCUGAGGCGGCCAGUUUCACCGUGAUGUCAGAGACGUGUGCUCUCCUCUUCCCGCAAGGGCUGAAGUCUCUGAGUGUGUACCAGAGUGCCCUGGACUCCAGUAAUGCUGAGACGUCAGCAGUGUGUGGGAGUCUGGAGGCGUUCAUAUGCUACCAGCAACUCUACACAACAUGGUGGGCCUGCUCCUGCUCCUGCUCUCCGCAGAGCUCUGUGCUGCCCGCUGCCAGAGACUCGGAGGACCAGAGUGACCCUCCCGAAACGAGCCUCAACGGACUCCAGCAGGAGGGCUCUGGAGAAGGCAGAGCGGCCGUUACGAACGGGUCCGCGAGCCCAGACUCCGGGGCAGGGGACCGGGAGGAGGGGCCGCACGGGGUUCUGCUGGCGGCGGCCGGACGGAGGGUUCUGUCCGAGCCUCACGCCACGCUGCAGGCCAGCCGGCGGGCCGUGGACGAGGUCCAGAGGAGGGUCAGCUACCUGGUGCAGAGGCACAGCUGUGUGCAGGAGGCAGAGCCCGGCGCAGAACCGCAAGCAGAACCGCCCUCACCUGAGCAGCACCAAGAGCCCAGCUCUGAAACAGAGUCGCUGCCCUCCCUGAUAGCAUCCAUGGCAGAACACCACAAAGCUAUAGCGGAGAUGCCUGAACAUCUCAAAAAAUACCCAUUCCCAAAUGUCCUGGAGUGUUGCAUGGUGAUCGUACAUCUUAGCAGGAGCGCCAGGUUACCUCCCAGACACCCAACGACGACUGAAGCACUUUCUUUAUUACAAAAGUAUGGAGCCUCACUCCAGCGAGCCUGGCAGAGGUUUACUUAGCCGCAUUCUUAUUUAAAGUCUUCAAAUUCGAUCUUUCUAUAUGCACGUCAGGAUUUUUGUAACAUUGUUUUUUUCCCAAUUUGACAGAGACAUAUUACUGUAAUAAUUACUCAAUAAAACAUUACUGCAAAUAA